This is a messenger RNA of Oncorhynchus tshawytscha (Chinook salmon), 803 nucleotides long. It is a transcript of the gene rpl9, whose product is annotated as ribosomal protein L9. Gene Ontology annotation, cellular component: ribosome; cytosolic large ribosomal subunit. The record is from RefSeq and is a predicted model, not a curated record. NCBI's taxonomy places the organism in Eukaryota, Metazoa, Chordata, Actinopteri, Salmoniformes, Salmonidae. Gene Ontology annotation, biological process: cytoplasmic translation. Gene Ontology annotation, molecular function: structural constituent of ribosome; rRNA binding. The transcript is spliced from 8 exons. Bases 42 to 620 code for a protein of 192 amino acids.
GUGACGUCCUUCCUUCGUCCUUUCCUCUACUACCGGCGAGAAUGAAGACCAUUCUCAGUAACCAGACUGUGGAUAUCCCCGACGGUGUCGAGGUGAGGCUGAAGGGACGGACUGUCAUCGUCAAGGGUCCCCGGGGGGUUCUCCGCAGGGAGUUCAACCACAUCAACCUGGAACUCAGCCUGUUGGGGAAGACGCACAAAAAGCUGCGUGUGGAUAAAUGGUGGGGCAACAGGAAGGAGCUGGCCACAGUCAGAACCAUCUGCAGUCACGUCCAGAACAUGAUCAAGGGAGUCACCAUGGGUUUCCGCUAUAAGAUGCGCUCGGUGUACGCCCAUUUCCCCAUCAACGUUGUGAUGCAGGAGAGUGGAGCUCUGGUGGAGAUCAGGAACUUCCUGGGGGAGAAAUACAUCCGUCGGGUCCGCAUGAGACAGGGUGUGUCCUGUGCCGUGUCUGCAGCCCAGAAGGAUGAGUUGAUUCUGGAGGGAAACGAUGUUGAGCUGGUGUCUAACUCUGCCGCUCUCAUCCAGCAAGCCACCACGGUCAAAAACAAGGAUAUCAGGAAGUUCCUGGACGGAAUCUACGUGUCUGAGAAGGGAACGGUCGUCCAGAAAGAGGAUUAGAGCCACUCUGAUCCAACAAGUCACCACGGUCAAGAAGGACAUCAGGAAGUUCCUGGAUGGGAUCUACGUCAGUGAGAAGAGACCACUGUGGCGGAAACAGACGGACGAAUAACUGAAUCAGAUGCAUCUCUGGAACUCACUAUUGACCAAUAAAAUCCCUCCCUUUUUUUCAAUGACACCCCA